Molecule: messenger RNA, 2349 nt
Organism: Salvelinus namaycush (lake trout)
Lineage: Eukaryota; Metazoa; Chordata; Actinopteri; Salmoniformes; Salmonidae
Product: cAMP-specific 3',5'-cyclic phosphodiesterase 4C-like
Exons: 16
Coding region: 1-2349 (782 amino acids)
Biological process (GO): signal transduction
Cellular component (GO): cytosol; perinuclear region of cytoplasm; nucleus
Molecular function (GO): 3',5'-cyclic-AMP phosphodiesterase activity
Source: RefSeq, a predicted model, not a curated record
AUGGAAGUACCACCACCAUGCUCGAAAAAGAGCCUUUCUCUCUCGCUCCCCGUUCCCCGGGAGCAGGCGACCCUAAAGCCUCCGCAACAUCUUUGGAGGCAGCCACGGACCCCCAUCAAAAUCAAACACCGGGGAUACUCCGACACCGACCGCCAUCACCACCGAGGGAUAGAGCGCUCUAAUGCCAUGGACACGAGCGACAGACCGGGGCUUAGGAAGUGUCGGAUGUCCUGGCCAUCCUCGUUCCAAGGAACCACAAACCCCUCCAUCGGCAAUUGUGUUGGAAAUAGACGUUUUGACUCAGAGAAUGGUCCGUCGCCCGGCCGCAGCCCCAUGGAUUCGCAGGCGAGUCCUGUGCUGGGGCUGCACCCCUCCUUUACCACAGAGGGGUGCAGGAGUCGCGGGGAGCGCAGGGAGUCCUUCCUGUACCGAUCAGACUCUGACUAUGACAUGUCCCCCAAGACCAUGUCACGUAACUCCUCCAUCAACAGUGAGGGGCAUGCAGAAGAUCUCAUAGUCACCCCUUUUGCUCAGGUGUUGGCCAGUCUACGAACUGUAAGAAGCAACUUCACCAUCCUCGCCAAUGUCACGACACCCACUAACAAGAGGUCACCAGUGACAAGCCAACCCACUGUUCCCCAGGCAACACUCUCUGAUGAGACGUACCAGCAGAUGGCAAGGGAGACUCUGGCUGAGUUAGACUGGUGUCUGGACCAGCUGGAGACCAUCCAGACCCACCGCAGCGUCGGUGACAUGGCAUCCAACAAGUUUAAGAGGAUGUUGAACCGGGAGCUAUCUCACCUGUCAGAGAUGAGUCGUUCAGGGAACCAGGUGUCUGAAUACAUCUCCACUACCUUCCUGGAUAAGCAGAAUGAGGUAGAGAUCCCGUCUCCGACCCUGCGGGAACGGGAACGGGAGCGGGAGCGGGACAAGCCCAUGUGUCAUAUCAGUGGAGUGAAGAAGCUGACACACAGCUCCAGCCUGUCCAUCAACACCACCAUGCCACGCUUCGGAGUCAAGACGGAACAGGAGGACGCACUGGCCAGGGAGCUGGAUGACUUGAAUAAGUGGGGCCUUAAUAUCUUUCGUCUGGCUGAGUUCUCCAAUAAUAGGCCUCUCAGCUGUAUCAUGUUCGCCAUCUUCCAGGAGAGGGAUCUGUUGAAGACGUUUCGAAUCCCUGUCGACACUUUUGUGACCUAUGUUAUGACCCUGGAGGACCACUACCAUGCCAACGUGGCCUACCACAACAGCCUCCACGCCGCUGACGUCACACAGUCCACCCAUGUCCUGCUGUCCACACCGGCUCUGGACGCUGUGUUCACUGAUCUGGAGAUCCUGGCUGCGUUAUUUGCUGCUGCCAUCCAUGAUGUGGAUCAUCCUGGCGUGUCCAACCAGUUCCUCAUCAACACCAACUCGGAGCUGGCUCUGAUGUACAACGAUGAGUCAGUCCUGGAGAACCACCACCUAGCCGUGGGCUUCAAGCUGCUCCACGAGGACAACUGUGACAUCUUCCAGAACCUCAGCAAGAGGCAGAGACAGAGCCUGCGCAAGCUCGUUAUCGAUAUGGUGUUGGCGACGGAUAUGUCCAAGCACAUGAGUUUGCUGGCUGAUCUGAAGACCAUGGUGGAGACGAAGAAGGUGACCAGUUCAGGAGUGCUCCUGCUCGACCACUACACUGACCGCAUCCAGGUGCUGAGGAACAUGGUGCACUGUGCGGACCUAAGUAACCCCACCAAGCCCCUGGUCGUGUACAGAGAGUGGACUGAGCGCAUCAUGGAGGAGUUCUUUAGACAGGGGGACAAGGAGAGGGAGAGAGGCAUGGAGAUCAGCCCUAUGUGUGACAAACACACUGCUUCUGUGGAGAAGAGUCAGGUGGGCUUCAUCGACUACAUCGUGCACCCUCUGUGGGAGACGUGGGGGGACCUGGUGCACCCUGACGCCCAGGACAUCCUGGACACUCUGGAGGACAACAGGGACUGGUACCAGAGCACCAUCCCCCAGAGCCCCAUCUCCCCAGCCCCAAUCCCCCUCGGCCCAGACAAGAGGCUCAACGCCUGCAUCGACAAGUUCCAGUUCAAGCUCACCUUGGAUGACGACACGGAGGGAGGACAGGAGGAGGAAGAAGAGGAGGAGGAGGAGGAGGUGAAAACCACCCCCAAUCACAUGGUGCUGGACUGCAGUCAGGGAGAGGAGGAAGACAAGAAAGAAGAGGAGGAAGGAGAGGACGUGGUAAAGGAUGAAAGGGAAGGAGACAUCAUCGAGGAGGAAGGGGAAGUAGGGAUGGAGGAGGAGGAGAAGUGCUACCGGUGCAAGAUGGCUGUGUGCCUUUCUGGAAACACCAGCUCCUGA